Messenger RNA from Doryrhamphus excisus (bluestripe pipefish), 1125 nucleotides. It is a transcript of the gene stx8, whose product is annotated as syntaxin 8. The record is from RefSeq and is a predicted model, not a curated record. Gene Ontology annotation, cellular component: SNARE complex; endomembrane system. Gene Ontology annotation, molecular function: SNAP receptor activity; SNARE binding. Gene Ontology annotation, biological process: intracellular protein transport; vesicle fusion. Lineage: Eukaryota; Metazoa; Chordata; Actinopteri; Syngnathiformes; Syngnathidae.
GUCCCUCAUGCAGCCCCGUAGUGACGUCACACACAAACAGGAAACACUGUACUGCCGGCCAAUUCCACCUGAGUGGAUUUUCUCUUUAAACCAUUUUCCCCUCCCAGAUAUGUCGCAGGAUACUUGGUUACAGAAUUACGAUGCCACUUGUCGGCUGGCACAAGAAAUUGCUGAAAACAUCCACGAACGGAACAGGCAGCAAAGAACAGGAGGGAACCCCGCCAAGAUGAACAUGACACUCCGGGCGUCAUUGCAGAAGCUCAAACAGAAUAUUGCCCAGCUCAAAGAGAGUUUAUUGAGGGCUUCGUCAUCACGGCGGAUAAUGCAGUCAGAAGCCGACAGACGACAUAAUCUCAUUGACGACCUGCUGACCAGGGAGAAACAGCUCAAUGGCACCUUUAAAGGGGACAGCACAGAGCCAGGACCUUCCAGAUCAACGCUAAUGGCAGGAGGAGCAGGAAUGAGUGAAGGAGUCACGUCCAACCCAUGGCUUAUUAACGAAACAGACGAAACCAGGGGGUUGACUUUUGGAGAGAUCAAACAGGAGCAACAACGAAUGAUCGAAGCCCAGGAUGCAGGUCUCGAUGCUCUAGCAGCAGUCAUCAGCAGACAGAAGAUAAUGGGACAGGAGAUUGGCAAUGAAUUGGAUGAACAGAACGAAAUCAUCGAUGACCUUGCCCAUCUUGUGGACAAGACAGAUGGCCGCAUUCGUAAUGAGACGCGACGAGUAAAGCUGGUGGAAACAAAGUCUGCCUCUUGUGGGAUGAUGGUGGUGAUCGUGCUGCUGCUCGUUGCCAUCAUCGUGGUUGCUGUGUGGCCUGUGUAGCAUAAGAGUGAACCUGUGCUGGACAUCGACGACACAGAUUAAGACAUCCUCUUCUCGAGUUUUAUUUUAUUAUAAUUGCUUUUUCAUUCAAUGUAUGUAAUUAAAUCAUUCUCAGGUUAAAAUUGGCCAAUCGUGAUCAUUUUUUCACACUUGUAUUUGCAUUACUGUAACAACUGUAACGUUGUCGUAUGUUUAAUGCGUUCUCUUUCUUGAGCAGAUUGCUUCUUAAAUUGUAUUACUAAUAUGAAUGUCUUCCUGCUCUGCAAAUCCAGUAUAUAUAUUGAAUAAAUUACAUUUCC